Molecule: messenger RNA, 1605 nt
Organism: Gopherus flavomarginatus (Mexican gopher tortoise)
Lineage: Eukaryota; Metazoa; Chordata; Testudines; Testudinidae
Gene: PPP1R42
Product: protein phosphatase 1 regulatory subunit 42
Exons: 9
Coding region: 270-1313 (347 amino acids)
Molecular function (GO): protein binding
Source: RefSeq, a predicted model, not a curated record
GUCUCUUAGUAUCUCCACCAUAAAAAUUGUUCCAGCACCUCUGCAUGGCUCCGUGGCAUAUUAGGGCCUGAUGCAUAUGGAGCAUGGGGAGAAGCUUGUAUCAGCAGGAAGCACUGAAGUCGCAUCAGAUGCUCUCCUUGCAUUUCACCUGCUGCUUAGUUUCUCAGACUUCAUUUCUUUGGCACUUUAGAAAAGCCACUUACAAGAAUAUAUAGAAUUCAUAGUGAUAUCGAAACAGUUUCUGUGAAAAUUUGGCUAAUUACAGAAUUAUGGUUCGACUAACAAUGGAUCUAGUUGCUAAAAGCAUCAAUCACAAAAACCGCAAAGAAGAAUCCCUGGCACAGUACCUGAGAAAGAUAACUCACCUGAACUUAUCAGAUAAAAAUAUUGAUACAAUUGAUGACCUCUCUUUGUGCAGAAAUCUUAAUGUCCUGUAUUUGUAUGAUAACCAAAUUAGACAAAUCCAUAACUUGUGCUUCGCUUCAAAUCUAACACACCUGUACCUGCAAAACAAUUGCAUUUCAUAUAUAGAGAACCUCACAUCACUGAAAAAACUUGAGAAACUGUAUCUGGGGAGCAAUUACAUCACGGUAGUAGAGGGCUUGGAAACAUUAGAAGAACUGAGAGAGCUACAUGUUGAAAGCCAGCGGCUACCUCUUGGAGAAAAGCUCUUGUUUGAUCCAAGAACUCUUCAUUCUCUGGCGAAAUCUUUGUCAGUGUUGAAUAUCAGCAAUAACAAUAUAGAUGAAUUGGGAGAAUUAGCACUUCUGGAAAAUAUUUCUCAUCUUAUAGCAGUUGACAACCAACUUCACCAUGUGAAGGAUUUGGAGUUUGUAUUGAACAAAUGGACCAAGCUGUGCAGAAUGGAUCUUAAAGGGAAUCCUGUUUGCCGCAAACCAAAAUACAGGGACAGGCUUAUUAUACAGUCAAAAACUCUAGAAUCCCUUGAUGGGAAAGAAAUAAAAGAAAUGGAAAGACAAUUCCUAAUGAAUUGGAAAGCAUCCAAAACCUCUAGGAAAAAAAGCAAGGAAGAGAGCAUGACAAAUGAGUAUGCAGCUUAUCCACAUUUCUAUGACUUUGGAACAGGCCAUUCCAUUGUUCCUGUUUAUUACAAUCCUUCUGGAAAAGGAAAACCAAAAUUGGUUGUUUUAUCUGAGCUACAUAGGUCUCCACGUAACAGAGAAGAACCUCUGCAAAGACCCCAGGAAGGAAGUAAUGUUAAUGUUAGCAAAAGAAUCAGUCACCUGACCUUGAAAGACUCUCAGACUUCACUGCCAAUAAAAGAUCUAUUGGAACCUCAUCUUCUCAGGUAGAUACCCCUGUAACCAGAGACUGCAGAGACAACUACAUCUUUCUGUUCACUUAAUUCUCAACCGAAUUUAUUGCAACAUCAUAAUUACAGUAUAUCAGAGCCAAUGAUGAAAUGAUCCAAGCAAGAGCCUAAUAUUUUAAUUCAAAAAACACUAAAGAAUAUUUUGUACAAAAAGAUUUUCCUUUUUUGCUCACAUAGGAGAGUGUGACCACUAUUUUGCAUAAUAUGUGUGGAUGCAUUAAUUUAUGCUUAUUUUAUGGUAACAUCUUCUGAAAUAAAAGGCUUUCAGUUUG